Dioscorea cayenensis subsp. rotundata (Guinea yam) is the source of this 970-nucleotide messenger RNA. RefSeq lists its product as uncharacterized. The record is from RefSeq and is a predicted model, not a curated record. Lineage: Eukaryota; Viridiplantae; Streptophyta; Magnoliopsida; Dioscoreales; Dioscoreaceae. The coding region runs from base 192 to 896 and encodes 234 amino acids. The transcript has 4 exons.
CAGUUUCAAAGAAUGCUUUCCUCUCAGGAGAAGAAAGAGCAAAAGGUCACAUUUUUCCAAUCUUUAAGCUCCAAAUUCUUUCUUUGGAGGUCCUAAGGGAGUCAACCUUUGGGAAUCUCAUCAAUUUGCAGUACCUUUGUGAAAAUGGACGGAUACAUAAACUUGCAAACAGCAUCUGUUGGCCUACCUUUAUGUUUCAGGAAUUUCAGCAGCAGGGGAUAAAUUCAUUUUCACUUGAUUCUCAAUUUGUUAAUCUGAAUAGUUCACAGGAGACUUCUCAAAGAAUUUUAUCAGAUGGAUUUCCUGCUCUGGAUCUAACUGAAGAUGUUGAUUUGAAGUGGAAAGAUUAUGCUAUUAUGCUGAGCAAUGCACUCUGUUCAUUCCUACUUAAUUCUGAAGACGUAACAUCUAGUCAGAACCAUGUCACAGUCAGUCAAAGUUCAUUGUCUGUUUCCUUGGCCUACAGGGAACUUUCGAUAAGAUGGUUCAUGAGGGUUCUUCUCAUUGUUUUCCCAUGCAUUAUAGCUUGUUCUAAUGAAAGUGUGCUUCCAAGCCAUAUCAAGAUCCUAGCCAAUACUUUGCAGCUUUUCAUUCUUUUUGCAUUUCGAAAGCUUCUUGGUUUUGCACCUCCUUUAAUCAAGGUCUUUCGGGAAGAGGGUGUAUGGGACCUUAUAUUUUCUGAGAAAUUGUUCUAUUUUGGACCAUUUAUGGAAGAAAUUGCAUUGGAGAUUGCCAGACGUUCUGAAGGAAUUAUGAUAAAUUCUGAACUACUUUCUAGCUUGGAGGAUUCCAUGAUCCAGGCAAAAGCAAAUGAAGUUGACAUUCUUCAAGUUGAAGCAGUUUCCUUCCUGGAGUUUGGUGCUACACUCAGUGGAAACAACAAUAAUCUCGUAUGACACUCCUCUUGCACCAAGAUCAUUAUGUGUAAUAUAUGAGCAUGCCUUGUCCAGUAGGAUUACAUGCAUAACAA